This is a messenger RNA of Pyrus x bretschneideri (Chinese white pear), 762 nucleotides long. Its product is annotated as cytochrome b5. Gene Ontology annotation, cellular component: membrane; intracellular membrane-bounded organelle. NCBI's taxonomy places the organism in Eukaryota, Viridiplantae, Streptophyta, Magnoliopsida, Rosales, Rosaceae. The record is from RefSeq and is a predicted model, not a curated record. Gene Ontology annotation, molecular function: heme binding.
AGUAUGGAUCUGGGUUCUCGCUCCACCCAAAGUAUAUAAAGUGUGUGUGCGCCAGCCACAAGUCUUAAGUCAGAAGGUCUGCAUCUCAAGUACAGCUAAGACUUCUGACUACUCAGAGGAGGAGCUGUGCUUCAACCCCUUCACCUUCUUCUUCUGUUCUCUAGGCAGCUGCCGGAAUGGGUUCAAAAUCUCAACUUUUUCACUACGAUGAGGUGGCAAAGCACAACCACAAGAAAGAUUGUUGGAUCAUAAUCUCUGGAAAGGUUUAUGAUGUGACCCCUUUUUUGGAGGAUCACCCUGGAGGUGAUGAAGUCUUGCUAUUAGCAGUUGAAAAAGAUGCAACAGAUGACUUUAAUGAUGUCGGCCACAGUGAUUCCGCGAGGGAGCAGAUGGAAAAAUUCUAUGUAGGCAAGGUUGACACGUCCACCAUACCAGCACAGCCAAAUUACAAGCUUCCUGCUCAAGCAGCUGCUCAAUCUGAACAAUCUUCUGGACUUUUGGUAAAACUUUUACAGUUUCUGCUGCCCUUGUUGAUCAUGGGAGCUGCAUUUGCUCUGCAAUACUACAAUAAAAAGUAGUCUAAUUAUCCUCCAUGCGUAUGAACUUUCUUCAGACUGAUAAUCUAUCACUCAAGUCAGAAUAACGUAACAACAGAAUUUCAGUUACGACUUUGCAUUUUUGAACAUGUUGUACUACCUUUUUACAUAUCGUAUUUGUGUGUGCUUGGAAUUUAUUGAGUUGGCGAAGCAUUAUUUCAUCCCA